AUGGCUGUCACGUCGCCUCCGAGCACGCCGGCUCCCGUCGCUGCGACUCCAGCCUCCGACACAAAUCGUAAUCGUCGCCAUAUCAAGCCUCCUCCCAUGAACCUGAGACCAAUUCCCAAGGGCCCUUCGAAUUGGAAUCCCCCCCGCAAUCCCCAGGCUUUGAGGCCCAUCAAAGCUGAGCCAGACACGAAUUUGGAUCGCACCAUGACGACGCAUGCCCCCCCGCCUACUAACACAGGCACGGACGCACAGGGUCACUGGUAUCCCAGAAACUUUACAGAGCUAGCGAAUGGGCUUCCCUCCGGACCCAAUGUGGCUGCCCGUGCUCCGACCGUCGCUAUGCCUCUCCAGUCUAUCCAAGAAGAUUUUGGAGGCUUGGGUUCAGCGUCAGAAACGAGCGCCUCUUCGGCUUUGCAGAAGCGGAAGCAGGGCUUCCCGUCCCCCAACCCAACUCCUAAGCGCAGACAGACCUAA
Messenger RNA from Lasiosphaeria miniovina, 474 nucleotides. RefSeq lists its product as uncharacterized. The transcript has 2 exons. The coding region runs from base 1 to 474 and encodes 157 amino acids. The record is from RefSeq and is a predicted model, not a curated record. NCBI's taxonomy places the organism in Eukaryota, Fungi, Ascomycota, Sordariomycetes, Sordariales, Lasiosphaeriaceae.